CUACUGCGGCCAAGAAGAAGAGCGCUGUUUGUUAUUAUGGGAAGUAGCAAGUGAACAGAGGAGCUUUAAAAACUGUAAAAUGGCAGAACUGAGAAGCUGAUGUUGCCAUGUGAGUCACGACCUAAAGAGUGUAUGUCGUUUGGACAAAGUGUGUGUGUGUAUUUAGAUUAAAGACGACAGACUCGGACGUGAAGCUGCAGCUCAGCGGCGGUUGAUGUUUGUUCUGCUGUGUCGGAGUGUGUGAGUGCUGCAGGUAAAAUGACCGUCACCACCAAAACCAAAACCUACAAGCUGGUAGUCCAUAAGAAGGGCUUUGGAGGAAGCGAUGAUGAACUGAUGAUGAACCCGAAGGUGUUUCCUCAGGUUAAGCUGGGGGACAUUGUCGAGAUCGCACACCCCAAUGAUGAAUACAGCCCACUCCUGCUCCAGGUGAAAAGCCUGAAAGAAGAACUGCAGAAAGAAACAAUCAGUGUGGACCAGACCGUCACUCAGGCCUUCAAGCUUCGUGCAUAUCAGGAUGUCAUCAUUAACAUCGUGGAUCCCAAGGAUGUGACACUGGAUCUAGUGGAGCUCACCUUCAAAGACCAGUACAUCGGCCGAGGGGACAUGUGGAGACUCAAGAAGAGUCUGGUGAGCACGUGUGCGUAUGUGACUCAGAAAGUGGAGUUUGCAGGGAUCAGGGCUCAGGCGAGUGAGCUGUGGGUAAAAGGCGAGAAGGUCACCUGUGGUUACAUCAGUGAAGACACGCGGGUGGUGUUUCGCUCCAGCUCGGCCAUGGUGUAUAUCUUCAUCCAGAUGAGCUGUGAGAUGUGGGACUUCGAUAUCUACGGUGAUCUCUAUUUUGAAAAGGCAGUCAAUGGUUUCCUCUCGGACCUGUUUACCAAGUGGAAAGAGAAAAACUGCAGCCAUGAGGUCACAGUGGUGUUGUUCUCCCGUACCUUCUACGCUGCCAAGACGCAAGAUGAGUUUCCUGAGAGUCAGAGAGGAGCCAUCAGGCAGGAUCACGAGGGACGCUACUACGAGGAUUUCUACAGAGUGGUGGCUCAGAACGAGAGGAGGGACGAGUGGACGUCUCUGCUGGUCACCAUUAAGAAGCUCUUCAUCCAAUAUCCAGUGCUGGUGCGCCUCAAAGGAGCAGAUGGGUUUCCAUGUGGACAGAACUCCACUGCCGCUCAGGGGAAUUACCUCGAAGCCAUCAACUUGUCAUUUAACGUUUUUGAUAAACAUUACAUCAAUCGUAACUUUGACCGCACUGGUCAGAUGUCGGUGGUGAUCACGCCGGGAGUGGGAGUGUUCGAGGUGGACCGGCUCCUCAUGAUCCUCACCAAACAGCGCAUGAUCGACAACGGUAUUGGAGUGGACCUGGUGUGUAUGGGAGAGCAGCCGCUUCAUGCUGUCCCACUCUUUAAGUUACACAACCGAACAGUACCAGGUGACUCCAGACUGGAUGACUACAAUCUGCCUCACUGGAUCAAUCACAGCUUUUACACGUCAAAGAGUCAAGGCUUGUGCAGCUCAUUCACUCCCAGAAUUAAACUUGCUGGUCAGAAGCCCCAUGUUGAGAAAUUAAAGAGCAGCAAAGAGCACUCUCUUGGAGCUCCUAAGGACUCAGAGAACAGUCUUCCCAUCCAGGUGGACUACGAUGCUCAUGAUGCUCAGGUCUUCAGACUUCCUGGACCUGCGAGAGCACAGAGGGGCAGCAACCUCCGGUCAAGCAGAGAGAAGGACGCGAGCAUUAGGAAGAGCUGGUGCUCGGCGGAGGUGGGUGGAGGACACUACGGGGGCUGCUCUCCUCCUUCCCGUCCUAUAGGAGGCACAGACGAGCAGCGCAGCCUUGCGUCUGAUGACAGCCUGGGCCACGUCUCAAACAUCCUGCUGAUCCCUCGCCAGCCGCUUCAGUACGAAGUCAGCAGCUCACUCGGCUACACCAGCUGUGCCAGAGAGCUGCUGGAGAAGCUUGUGGAGUCUCAGCGGGACUCGAGCGCUCCGGGCCGCUUCACCGUGGGCAGUGCUGAGUCGACGCUGCACAUCCGCCCGGGCGGUUACACACCCCAGAGAGCUCUCAUCAACCCAUUCGCCCCCUCACGCAUGCCCAUGAAGCUCACCUCCAACCGCCGCCGCUGGAUGCACACCUUCCCCGUGGGUCCCUCCGGCGAAGCCAUCCAGAUCCAUCAUCAGACUCGGCAGAACAUGGCCGAACUGCAGGGCAGUGAGCAGCGUGACCCCGCCCACACUUCUGCUGAGCUGCUGGAACUGGCCUAUCAUGAAGCAAUGGGCAGGCGAAUAGGACUCCCUCAGACUGCAGACAGUGGGCUGUACAUCACUGGAGGAACUAAUGAUUUUUCUGGUAGUCCAGCCAGUAGCAAUAGCACAGGUACACCCGUCAACCGUGGCUCUUUUGAUGAGUGCUCCAGCAGUCCGGAUCCAACCCUCCAGCUUUCUGCCCCUCCUACAGUGCCUGCGUUCUGCUGUACAGUCGGCGUGGACUGGAAGUCUCUGACCACGCCGGCGUGUCUCCCUCUCACCACCGACUAUUUCCCAGAGCGCCAGUCGCUGCAGAACGACUACACGGAGGGCUGCUAUGACCUGCUGCCACACACUGACCUGGAGCGGCGUGAUGACGAGGCCCCCGUGAUGAGCGCACCUCGUGUGUUUGAGGAGUUUAUCUGCCAGAGGCUGAUGCAGGGCUAUCAGAUCAUCGUGCAGCCCAACACCAGGAAAGCUCCGCCCACAGUGGCUCCGCCCCUCAGCAGCAGCCCUCUGUACUCUCGGGGUCUGGUGUCUCGGAGGAAGGCUGAGGAAGAGGAGAGCCUGUAUUGGCUCAGUAUGGGACGAACUUUCCACAAAGUCUGUCUGAAAGACAAAAUCAUCACCGUUACACGCUACCUGCCCAAGUAUCCGUAUGAGUCCACCCAGAUCCAGUACAGCUACAGUCUGUGCCCCCCUCAUGCUGACGGCCAUUUUGUGCCCUGCUGGGUGGAGUUCAGUCACGAGAGACUGGAGGAGUACAAAUGGAACUACCUGGACCAGUACAUCUGCUCAGCCGGCUCAGAGGACUUCAGCCUUAUCGACUCGCUAAAGUUCUGGCGCACCCGCUUCCUGUUGCUCCCAGCGGGUGGGGCCAGGCGAGUGGCGGAUGGUGAGGGUCACUGGGACGUGUACGGGGAGGGACCAGGGGCAGCGGCAGGGUCUGGAGACUGGGCUCUGCUCGAUGGCUUCAUACGCUUUCUGGAGGGGCUGAACAGAAUCCGGAGACGACAUCGAUCUGAUCGGAUCAUCCGGAAAGGAGCAGCCAUGAAGGGUCUUCAGGUGACGUCACCACUUUCUCCUUACACUGCAGAGCCUCUACCACCUCCGCUGGGUAAGAAAGGUGCUUCGGCUCUCGCUACCCUGCUUGAGCUGGAUCAGACUCACAAGACUCUGGAGGAGCAGCAGAGUGCCUCUCAGUAUACUGUGGUUAAAGCAAACACGUCAUACAAUGAUGCCAUGGCAACUACCUAUGUUGACAGCCCUAGAAAGGACACUGCGUUCAUGUUGGAUUUUAUUCGUAGCCCUCGCUCCUCCUACAUAUCUCACUCUCAGAUGCCUGCUGAGACUCCUGCAGCCAAUCCCGCUGAUUCUGGGUCCGUAGAGAAAGGAGGGAACCUAUCAAACGACAGGAUGGUGGUGGGCGGUGCUACAGACACUGCUUCAGGACCUGAACCAGGUGCUCAGCAGGGCAGCUUGUCCUCCUCCUCCACCAUGCUGGAGAUUCUGGAGGCCAUCAAACACCCAAAUACAGGCGUCCAGCUGCUGCCUGAGCAGAAGGGUUUGCCCCCUAACUGCUUCAUCAGCGCUGAGGUGGUGCACUGGCUGAUGAACACGGUGGAGAACGUGGCCACGCAGGGCAUCGCUGUGGAGAUCAUGCAGAAAAUGCUAGAAGAAGGUCUGAUCGCUCACGCGUCUGGCGAGGCCAUGCGCACUUUCGUCUACGGCUUCUACUUCUACAGAAUCGUGGACAAGGAGAAUGAGAAGGCUCCGUGCAGCAGUGCUAGCUCUGCGGCGGCGCUCGACGACUUUGCGCUGUUCCAGAGGAAGUGGUUCGAGGUGGCGUUGGCGCUGGAGGAGCGUCGCUCGUGUGAUCUUCCCGCCUUCCUGCUGCCGUGGCUGCCAAGCCGACCCGCCUCGUACGCCAGCCGACACAGCUCUUUCAGCCGCAGCUUCGGGGGACGCAGCCAAGCCGCCGCCCUGCUAGCUGCUACAGUACCGGAGCAGAAGACGGUCACCCUGGACGUGGACGUGAACAACCGGAGCGAUCGUACCGAAUGGUGUAGCUGCUAUUACCAUGGCAGCUUUGCGCCCAACACGGCCUUCGAGAUCAAGCUGCACUGGAUGGCCGUGACGGCGGCGGUGCUCUUCGAGAUGGUGCAAGGCUGGCACAGGAAGGCGGCGUCAUGCGGUUUCCUUCUGGUACCGGUGCUAGAGGUGCCGUUCGCUUUGCCCUCUUAUCUGUACGGAGACCCGCUGCGCGCUCAGCUCUUCAUCCCCCUCAACAUCCAGUGCCUGCUCGAAGACGCAAAUGACAACCUGUUCGACGGGUUCGAACCAGAGACGUACUGGGACCGGAUGCAGCUCUUCCAGGAAGCCAUUCUUUACAGGUUUGGCUUUGUUCAGGAUAAAGUUUCUGCCUCGGCUUUUAGCUUCCCUGCUGAAAACAAGCCGCAGUACAUCCACGUCACAGGCACAGUGUUCAUGCAGUUGCCCUACUCGAAGAGGAAGUACUCGAGUGGUCAGCAGCGGCGCCGCCGUAACUCCGCCUCCUCGGCCAGUCAGAGUCUGUUUGGCCCUGAAGAGCAUGUUGGCUACCACUGGGCUUACAACACCAUGCUGACCAAAGCGUGGCGCACCAGCGUCCUGGGAGACGAAAAGCUCGCCGAUCGUCUCCUGCGAGACUUCACCGACUUCUGCGCCAACAAGGACAACCGGCUCGUGAGCUUCUGGGAGAACUGUGAGGAGAAAAUGAACUCCAGCGCCCCCUGAGAGACACACUCUCCGGAGGGUUAGAACACAGACUGGGAUUAACCUGUAUUGUCAUACUUAUAAACAGUUUACAGCUAACAGGAAUUAAUUUGGCCCAGUCAGAUUUAACCGCAGUCAGCAGGUAAGUCCUGAUUGGUGCUUUAAUGUAAUGGCUGAGUGAGGAGAGGAAAUAAAGGACUAAGUCAACAUGUUUGGAGUUUUCAGUGUCAGCAGAAGUAGCUGCAUUGCCUCGGGAAGGAAGAAGCACAAUGCUGAUGGUGCACUGUGAUCCCCUGGGGUGGAUCAGGCCGCCUCUUAGAGGGGUAAUUUAUAGAAGACUAACCUAAAACACAUUACACUGAAGAGGAAAACAUGCAUUUCAUUAAAAAAUGUGAUUUUAAAUUAGAUUUAAAAGGAAACACAAGAUGUAGUUCUUGGAUCCUAAGGCUAUGUUCAUAUUCAUUUCCUCAACAGCCACUGAAUAUUUUAUUUCUUUGUAUAGAAAGAGUGCAGUACGGUUCGAAUGUAGCCUGUUUCACAAAGUGCUGCUGUCAGUUUUUUUUUUUUUUUUUUUUUUUCCCCCAUCAGAGAGAAACACAUUUUGUUUAGAGACAAAAACACAGUGCAAGUAAAUUCCAUGGUUCAUGGUUCCAUGGACCUCCUCAAGGGUCCGUGAUUUCCUACUUUUCUUACCAUGGUAGAAAUCACAACUCACCAUUAUUAAAGUUAUGCCUAUAACUGUCA
Pangasianodon hypophthalmus (striped catfish) is the source of this 5742-nucleotide messenger RNA. RefSeq names its product DEP domain containing 5, GATOR1 subcomplex subunit (gene depdc5). The transcript has 43 exons. Gene Ontology annotation, biological process: intracellular signal transduction; negative regulation of TORC1 signaling; positive regulation of autophagy. Gene Ontology annotation, cellular component: lysosomal membrane; GATOR1 complex. The record is from RefSeq and is a predicted model, not a curated record. Gene Ontology annotation, molecular function: GTPase activator activity. The coding region runs from base 259 to 5019 and encodes 1586 amino acids. NCBI's taxonomy places the organism in Eukaryota, Metazoa, Chordata, Actinopteri, Siluriformes, Pangasiidae.